GCAGGUUGGAGGUUGAACAAAAGAGUUGGGGACUGGUGUGGAAUGAGGAGGACUCCCCAUCAAACCGCGGAGACGGAGACACAAAACAAAAGCGCUAAGCUUUGUUUCUUUCGAAGCAAAUCCACCCUUCAUUUCCCCCUAUCGAUCUUACUCAGCUGCUGAAACAAAACCCAUCUUCUUCUACUCCCAUGGCCUUCCAAUUGUCUCCUUUCUUCUUCUUCUUCUUCUUCUUCUUCUAAUCUUCUUUGGUUCAUAUCCUGAAGCAACCUUCUCCAUUUCUUUGUGUUUCUUUAGACUUCGGCUCUUUUGUAAAAAGAGAGUUAAGAUAUUUGUUUUACUGAAAAAAGAAAAAAGAAAAUGAAAGGUUGGAAGUGGGGUUUUGUUGGGCUUCUUUAUGCCGCCUUUGUGUUGAGGAUUGGUGCGGUGGAGCAGGGCCGGACUCAACCCACUGAGCGAAUUUCAGGUAGUGCUGGUGAUGUCUUGGAAGAUGAUCCAGUGGGAAGGUUGAAGGUUUUUGUGUAUGAGCUUCCAAGUAAAUACAACAAGAAGAUUCUGCAAAAGGAUCCGAGAUGCCUCACCCACAUGUUUGCAGCUGAGAUCUUUAUGCAUCGAUUUCUCUUAUCUAGCCCUGUUCGAACUCUAAAUCCUGAAGAAGCUGAUUGGUUUUACACCCCUGUAUACACAACUUGCGACCUGACACCAAAUGGCCUUCCUUUGCCUUUUAAGUCACCUCGGAUGAUGAGAAGUGCGAUACAGCUCAUUUCUUCUAACUGGCCUUACUGGAAUCGGACAGAAGGGGCUGAUCACUUUUUUGUAGUGCCUCAUGACUUUGCGGCAUGCUUCCAUUAUCAGGAAGAGAAGGCGAUUGAAAGAGGAAUUCUUACCUUGCUCCAAUGUGCUACAUUGGUUCAGACUUUUGGACAACAGAAUCAUGUUUGCUUAAAAGAGGGCUCAAUUAUAGUUCCUCCAUAUGCUCCUCCUCAGAAAAUGCAAACCCACCUGAUUCCUGAGAAAACUCCUAGGUCUAUCUUUGUCUACUUCCGAGGAUUGUUUUAUGAUGUGGGAAAUGAUCCAGAAGGUGGUUAUUAUGCAAGAGGUGCACGAGCAGCAGUGUGGGAGAACUUUAAGGACAAUCCACUUUUUGACAUUUCCACAGAACACCCAACCACAUAUUAUGAGGACAUGCAACGAGCUGUCUUUUGUUUGUGCCCCCUUGGCUGGGCACCAUGGAGCCCGAGAUUGGUCGAAGCAGUGAUAUUUGGUUGCAUCCCCGUUAUCAUAGCAGAUGACAUUGUUCUUCCUUUUGCUGAUGCAAUCCCGUGGGAAGAAAUUGGGGUUUUUAUAGCUGAGAAGGAUGUUCCGGACUUGGACACCAUCCUCACCUCAAUCCCAUUAGAUGUAAUAUUGAGGAAGCAAAGAUUGCUUGCUAAUCCUUCAAUGAAGCAAGCAAUGUUGUUUCCACAACCUGCUCAACCAGGAGAUGCUUUCCAUCAAGUCCUAAAUGGAUUGGCACGAAAGUUGCCGCACGACAAGAAUAUUUACUUGAAGCCAGGUGAGAGGAUCUUAAACUGGACAGCAGGUCCAGUGGGUGACCUGAAACCUUGGUAGCAACUAUGACAGCGCGUAUUCAACUCUAACCAGAAUUCUUGGCAUUAUGCCCCUUGGCUCACCCUCUUGAUCUUCUCAGAGCUUGUUGUUGUAAUUGAGGUGCUCGUUUUCAUCAAGUUGAAUUUUUUUUAUUUGACCAAAAUGUAGUAUAAAUGCCUUUACGUGGUUUUAGGUUGUGCCCCAUAUGUUUUACUGCCAAGUGGUUUCUUUGUUCUUAGAAUGCUGUCAUUUUGUGUUUUAUGUUAUCACCUACCCUUAAAAGAGAGGGAAGCAACUUUUAAAUCAGGACUGAUAUUUGUCCAAUUCGUUUGCUUAACUGCAUCAUGUAAAAUAUAGUGAUUUUGAUUCUCAUAAAA
Messenger RNA from Corylus avellana, 1964 nucleotides. It is a transcript of the gene GUT1, whose product is annotated as Exostosin family protein. Gene Ontology annotation, biological process: glucuronoxylan biosynthetic process; plant-type secondary cell wall biogenesis. Gene Ontology annotation, molecular function: glucuronoxylan glucuronosyltransferase activity; 1,4-beta-D-xylan synthase activity. NCBI's taxonomy places the organism in Eukaryota, Viridiplantae, Streptophyta, Magnoliopsida, Fagales, Betulaceae. The record is from RefSeq and is a predicted model, not a curated record.